Molecule: messenger RNA, 1397 nt
Organism: Brachypodium distachyon (stiff brome)
Lineage: Eukaryota; Viridiplantae; Streptophyta; Magnoliopsida; Poales; Poaceae
Exons: 2
Coding region: 218-1024 (268 amino acids)
Source: RefSeq, a predicted model, not a curated record
GCCUCGCCCCCUACCCGUCCGUGCCCCAGGCCCCAAACCCCACGGCCUCGUCGCCGCGAAUAUACCUCGCCUCCGCCCCCGUUCCCCGCCCUCGCAUUAUUACCUCGCCCCGCCCCCUCCUUAUAUAGAGCAGAGCUCACUCCAUUCACGCGGACCGGGCAGCAGCGACGGCGCGAACUGCGAAGCACCGACACCUUGCUGGGGCUGGGCGGCGGCGAUGGGGCUGCUGUCGAACCGGGUGGAGCGGUCGGAGAUCAGGCCCGGCGACCACAUCUACACCUGGAGGGCCGUCUACGCCUACUCCCACCACGGUAUUUAUGUUGGAGGAAGCAAAGUGGUCCAUUUUACACGAAAGAAGGAAGUUGAAUCUUCAGAUUCAUCCAACUCCAUCUCAAGCCUGAUAUCAGAGGCUUCAUCAGAGUGCCCAACAUUCCCAGACUGUGGUUUUCAGCUGCCAGAUAGUGGUGUUGUCCUCACCUGCUUGGAUUGCUUCCUUCGCAAUGGCUCACUGUACUGCUUCGAGUACGGAGUGCCAUCUGCAAUUUUCCUUGCCAAACUCCGUGGAGGGACCUGCACCAUUGCCCAAUCAGACCCAUCGGAGGUUGUGGUCCGGAGAGCCAUGCACUUGCUCCAAAAUGGGUUUGGUAACUAUGACAUGUUCGAGAAGAAUUGCGAAGACUUUGCACUCUACUGCAAGACUGGGCUUCUACCCAUGGAUGAACCUGGCAUUGGGGCGAGUGGGCAAGCAUCUUCCGCUAUUGGCGUGCCAUUAGCAGCUCUUCUGUCCACUCCGUUCAAGCUUUUCGCUGCCGGUCCACUUGGAAUGGCCACUGUCACGGCUGGGAUGUACUGUGCUGGUAGAUACAUCACUGACAUAGGAGUAAGAAAGGAUGUCACAAAAGUUGAAGUGGAGAACUUAUCGUCGCACCUUGGUUUCCGCCGCAUUGAAGAUGCAGAGUCGGUGAACAAGAGCUCGGAUAAAGUGAAGAACUUGCUCCCGAUGAAGAGAAAACGUGAGAGGUGACUUCGGUGGCACAGUUGGGAGUAUAACCUUCUCUGCCUUUCGUCGAUAACUGGUGCAGAACUGUGGAUAAUACCAAAUCUAUGCUUCACUACAAUAAGCUCGAUUAAUAUAUAUAUAGAUAUGUAACUGUGAAGUGUGCGCUGAUUUGGUUGAGUGCACACUGCACAUGAUCCAUUGAACAACUCUCCAAAACUGGAUAUAUGAUGGAAAUUCUGCAGUUUGGUCACUGAAGCCAGCAAUACUCUUACUGUUUGGUCUAUUAGUACGAUAGCUCGCAGUUUAGGUGUUCCACUGUCUGUUCUUUUCAUUCUCUACGAAUCAACAGUUAAUAUUCUCGGGAGGUUUUCAGGAGUAAGUUGCAUUGGAUUCUUUC